Thamnophis sirtalis is the source of this 3576-nucleotide messenger RNA. The record is from RefSeq and is a predicted model, not a curated record. NCBI's taxonomy places the organism in Eukaryota, Metazoa, Chordata, Lepidosauria, Squamata, Natricidae.
AUGUUGCGAAAACUCACCGUAGAUCAGAUCAACGAUUGGUUUACAAUUGGCAAAGCGGUCAGUGGGGUGGAAUUCCUGGGGGGCGAAGUCCGGACUGCUGGCUUUGCUCAUCACCUCGUGGAAUCUGUUGAAGAACCGCCGCCUGCUGCUAAUGUGACACGUGUGUUGCAAAAUGAUGGAGAGGAAUAUAUUAAAAGAUAUAGGCAAUUGGAGGUAAAAGAACUUGAGGCAGAAGGUGGCCGCUGUUCUUCCUAUAAACCAGGAUCACCUCAGCAUGAAUCUACUUUUAUGUCUUACAUACCAGAUGGCGAUUACAAAUACCCUGAUUUGCCCAUCUCAAGAUACAAGGAAGAGAUGCUUUCAUUGAUAGAAAACCACUCAGUGGUAAUUGUACAUGGAUCUACGGGUAGUGGCAAAAGCACACAACUUCCACAGUAUGUUUUGGAUCACUGUGCGCAGCACUCAAUUUAUUGUAACAUUGCAGUUACACAGCCCAGGAGAAUUGGUGCCAGCAGCAUUGCAAGAUGGAUUAGCAAGCAGAGAUCAUGGCCCUUGGGUGAACUUGUAGGAUACCAGGUUGGUUUAGAAAAAGUUGCAACAAAGAACACGAAGCUGAUUUAUAUGACAACUGGUGUCCUCCUGCAGAAAGUAGUUGGAGCCAAAAGUCUUUUGGAGUUCACCCAUAUCUUCAUAGAUGAAAUACAUGAGCGUACAGAAGACAUGGAUCUCUUGCUGUUGGUGAUCCGUAAAUUGCUGCGAACAAAUUCACGAUUUGUGAAGGUAAUUCUGAUGUCUGCAACUAUUGACUGUCAAGAGUUUGCCAACUAUUUUGCACUACCAGUUCGCAACAAAUUGUAUCCAGCCUACGUAUUUCAAGUGGAAGGAAAACCUCAUGUGAUUGACAAAUACUACUUGGAUGAUCUGAAACCUGUCCUUAGUCAUAUUAAGAUUCCUCUUCAAAUUAUUGAGGAACCACUGAUUCACCCAGUUAUGUACAAAGCUGCUAUUGCUCUAAUACAGUGGUUUGAUGAGCUGGAGACAAAGGAAAAUGGGGAUCGUAAUUUGGAGUUUGUAUCAGAACGUGGCAGUGUCCUAGUAUUUUUACCAGGCUUGGCGGAAAUAACUUACUUGCUUGAGCUUCUCACAAACAUGGUUCACAGGAGGUUACAAGUAUAUCCGCUUCACUCCAGUGUCACAUUAGAAGAACAGAAUAAUGUGUUUUUGGCUCCAGUUCCUGGUUAUCGAAAAAUCCUUCUGUCUACAAAUAUAGCACAGAGCUCUGUAACAGUACCAGAUGUCAAAUAUGUCAUUGAUUUUUGUUUGAGUAAAAAUCUUGUUUGUGAUGAGGAUACCAGCUAUCAGAGUUUGAGACUUUGUUGGGCAUCCAAGAACAGCUGUGAUCAGAGGAAGGGUCGAGCUGGCCGUGUAUCUAAAGGAUACUGCUACAGACUCGUAUACAAAGACUUCUGGGCAAACUGUAUACCGGAAAGCACUGUUCCUGAGAUGAUGCGUUGUCCAUUGGAAACUACUGUACUGAAAGUGAAGAUGCUUGACAUGGGAGAACCAAGAGCUCUGUUAGCAACCGCUCUCUCUCCUCCUGUUAGCAGUGAUAUUGAACGCACAAUUCUGCACCUUAAAGAGGUGGGAGCACUUGCUAUUAAUGAUCAUUUUGAAGAAAGAAAUCCUUACGAUGGUGAGUUGACCUUUCUGGGAAAGGUGCUGGCACAGUUACCUGUGAAUCAUCACCUAGGCAAACUAAUAGUUCUUGGACAUGUCUUUGGAUGUCUGGAAGAAACACUUAUAAUAGCUGCAGCCCUCUCUUUGAACAGUUUCUUUGUGAUACCUUUCAAGCAACAUCUUGAUGGAUAUAGCCAGAAUGAAGUGGACUGGGGCCGUUCCAACUACAUUCACAUCAAGAGAAUGAGAGAGAUGGCUGAGUUGUAUGAGGACUUGAAAAAAAGAGUUGGUGUAUUCAACAUGCACGUCAACACUCAUUCUCCCAUCAUGGAUCAAGAGCAUGCAUAUAAGCAGCGUUUUAUUUUGCAGGUGGUGAUUGCUGGAGCUUUCUAUCCAAAUUAUUUUACCUUUGUGCACCAUGAUAAAGAGGUUGCUGUGAGGGAAUUGUCAGGCAGAGAUCCCAAAACAACGGUGAUGCUAAAGAACAUUCCUCACUAUGGCUUCCUGUAUUAUAAGCAGCUGCAAUCUCUGUUCAGACAAUGUGGUCAAGUCAAAUCCAUUGUUUAUGAUGGAACCAAAUCUUUAUAUGUCGACUGUGGCUCUGUUAUGGUGUUCUAUGUAGAUUAUGGCAAUAGAUCAAAAGUGGCUUUAGACCAGUUACGAGAGAUUCCAGGCGACCUCCGAGAGCUUCCCUUUCAGGCUCUGGAAUUCAAGGUGCGUAGAAUACGUCCCUCUGCAUGGUCUCUUGUUUGUGGAGAACAGUGGAGUUAUGCUGCGAACCAAAGAUUUGCUUCCUUGGUCAGUGGCCAUGUUCUGACGGUGAAGAUUUUCUCAAUUGUCCAUGGCAUCUUGCAUGUGGACGUGUUUCAAAGCUCUGGCAUUGCGAACAUGGUGAAUAUCUGCACCAUACUUAUUGAAGAAGGCUAUGCAGAACCUGCAGAUGACUCUUAUGAAUCAAAACUUUCCUUGGUGCAGUUGAGUCUUACAGUUUUCCUUAUGUGUGAGAAAGAAUUUCUCACUUGUCAUGAAGAAGGGGUUGAUGAAAGCAGAACGAGAUACACAGGUGUCCUAUGUGGUUUGGGCUGGAACCAGUCUCUGGGAAGCCCAGUCCUCCAAGACCAUGACAUGGAACUUGCAUUUGAUGUGCAGAUUGAUGCAGAUGACAUAACACAGGUCACACUACUUGGCCCCUUCAAUGCCUACAACCUAAAAUUCAGCAGUAUGACCAGAAUUUCCAGAUUUAGAACAAUCUUGGUAGAGAAGGAGAGCGUAAACUCUGUGGUUGUAGUUGAUGCUCCUGAGAAUGCAUUUCAACAAAUACUGGUUGCUGCUUCCAUAUCUGUAAAUGCAACAGGCUCAGUAAUGAUGCUAAAGGAAACUUCUCUCAUGCCUCAUAUCCCGGGUCUCCCAGCAUUACUGAGCAUGCUGUUUGCUCCUGUGAUAGACCUCAGGGUUGAUGAAAGCAGAACGAGAUACACAGGUGUCCUAUGUGGUUUGGGCUGGAACCAGUCUCUGGGAAGCCCAGUCCUCCAAGACCAUGACAUGGAACUUGCAUUUGAUGUGCAGAUUGAUGCAGAUGACAUAACACAGUUGGUAUUUGAGCUGCUAGGAUAUGGAAGCAAGGAGAGAGAAGUACCUAUCACCCUAGCUCAGGGGUCUCCAACUCCCGGUGUGCAGACUGCUACCAGUCUACAGCCGGUUGGGAACCGGGGCACGGAAGCAGUCUUGAUUUGCAAAUCAAAACCUCGUGAAGCUGUUCCUCCCACGUGGUAUAAGAAGUCAUACGAAUGGACCCAGGUGAGAUCAUCACUUAUUAUUGAUCAAUCUGAUCAACCAGCUGUAAGCAGGAAAAAUUCGUCUCUAUUCCAGUUGCAUAAGUUGGUGUUAUUAAAUGCCUAA